AUUAUCGUCUAAUAUGUGAUUACUCUUUCCCACUCCAAAAUUGGUGAAUACUUUUCCCCACACCAAAAGCCUCUUGCUGCCACGGAAAUCGUAAUAGUACCAUACUCACGUCACUUUGUAUCAAUCUUGUGAUUCAUGUCCAAUAUAUAAACUUUCAAAAUCUCCAUAAGGAAACACUUCUCUAGCCUCCAGUUUUAUUAUUUUAAUUUUAUCAAACCUCGAAGCUCUCAAGUCUCAACAAUGGCGGAACUUAAGAAAUACAUCUACGAGGUCGAACCUCCGAAGCCUGAACUAGAUGGAAAACCUUCUGUUGGACCUGUUUAUCGUAGUAUCUUCGCUAAAGAUGGAUUUCCUCAACCUCCUCCUGGCAUGAAUACGUGCUGGGACAUCUUUCGAAUGGCUGUAGAGAAGUAUCCCAAUAAUCCAAUGCUUGGCCAUCGUGAGAUUGUGGAUGGAAAGGCUGGAGAAUAUGUAUGGCUUACUUACAAGAAGGUAUAUGACAUAGUCAUCAAAGUGGGAAAUGCUAUCCGUCAUUGUGGUGUCGGAGAGGGAGGACGUUGUGGUAUUUAUGGUGCAAAUUGUGCUGAAUGGGUCAUGAGCAUGGAGGCUUGCAAUGCGCAUGGACUCUAUUGUGUCCCUUUGUAUGACACUUUAGGGGCUGGUGCUGUGGAAUUUGUCAUCAACCAUGCUGAAGUUUCAAUAGCAUUUGUCGAAGAAAAAAAGAUUCCUGAGCUGCUUAAAACUUUGCAAAACACGUCGAAAUUUUUGAAAACUUUGGUUAGUUUCGGGAAGGUUACACCUGAGCAGAAGGAUGAAGUGGAAAAAUUUGGCCUGAAGAUAUAUAGUUGGGACGACUUUUUGGAAUUGGGAGGUAAUGAACAACAUGAACUGGUGAAAAAGGAUAAGAGUGAUAUAUCCACAAUAAUGUAUACUAGUGGGACAACUGGUGAACCAAAGGGUGUACUCAUUUCAAACGAGAAUAUUAUUACUCUAAUAGCUGGUGUAAACCGCUUUCUUGAAGCUGAGAAUGAAGAGUUAACGACAGAGGAUGUGUAUCUGUCGUACCUGCCUUUGGCUCAUAUCUUUGAUCGGGUAAUAGAGGAGUGCUUUAUAUCUCAUGGUGCACGAAUAGGAUUUUGGAGAGGGGAUGUCAAGUUAUUGCUUGAAGAUGUUGGAGUGUUAAAGCCAACAGUUUUCUGUGCUGUUCCUCGUGUAUUAGAUAGAAUUUAUGCAGGUUUGCAAGAGAAACUUCGAGCUGGUGGUUUGUUGAAACGUACACUUUUUGGCUUUGCAUACUCACGUAAAUUCAAUAACAUGAAGAAGGGUGCGAAGCAUUCAGAAGCAGCUCCCAUAUUUGAUAAAAUUGUCUUUAAAAAGGUGAAGGAAGCUUUGGGGGGAAGAGUGAGACUGAUACUGUCUGGGGCUGCACCACUUGCUAAUCAUGUAGAAACAUUUUUGCGUGUAGUAGCAUGCUGUUACGUGUUGCAAGGAUAUGGUUUGACUGAAACCUGUGCUGGAACUUUUGUUUCACUACCAAAUGAGGUCGAGAUGAUUGGGACAGUUGGCCCACCAGUGGCAAAUGUGGAUGUAUGCCUUGAGUCAGUCCCUGAGAUGGGAUAUGAUGCACUUUCUAGCACACCGCGUGGCGAAAUCUGUAUCAGGGGAAAAACACUCUUCUCAGGCUACCACAAACGAGAAGACCUUACAAAGGAAGUCAUGGUUGAUGGAUGGUUCCACACAGGUGAUGUUGGAGAAUGGCAACCAAAUGGAAGUAUGAAAAUCAUUGACCGUAAAAAGAACAUUUUUAAGCUUUCACAGGGUGAGUAUGUUGCAGUUGAGAACUUGGAGAACAUCUAUGGACUUUGCUCUGCCGUUGAUUCAAUAUGGAUUUAUGGGAGUAGUUUCCAGUCAUUCCUUGUUGCAGUUGCCAACCCCAAUAAGGGUGCACUUGAGCGUUGGGCUCAAGCAAAUGAAAUAGAUGGGGAUUUCGAUGCUCUGUGCAACAACCCUAAGGCAAAGGAGUACAUACUCGGAGAGCUCUCAAAGAUUGGAAAAGAGAAGAAGCUAAAAGGCUUCGAGUUUAUCAAAGCUAUUCAUCUCGAUCCAGUGCCCUUUGACAUCGAACGUGACCUCCUUACACCAACUUACAAAAAGAAGAGGCCACAAAUGCUCCAGUACUAUAAGACUGUUAUUGCUGAUAUGUACAAGAAUACCUAGUAAACAAAAUGCCCAGAGCAGAAGGCCGUCUAUUUUCUUGACUUUAGUUUGGCUCACUUUAUACUAUUUCAUUCUAUCCCCGUUCCGCUGUACAUUCUUUUGCUGAUAUAAGUUAUGUGGACUAUGGUAGUGAAAAUUGUAUCUGAUAAAUUGAACUUCUUUAUAAUAUGUAUUGUAUCAAUAAAAUAAACAUUUAUUUAUAUGAAAUGCGAACUCAUUAUAAUGAAACAACAAUAAUGGCUAUAAGCCUUAAUUUCAAGAAUGAGUUGACAGCAUUACAACAAAUAAAACUAUGAGAUUGUGAGUGACAAUUGGUCAUAUUAUUCAUA
Amaranthus tricolor (Joseph's coat) is the source of this 2546-nucleotide messenger RNA. RefSeq names its product long chain acyl-CoA synthetase 4-like. The record is from RefSeq and is a predicted model, not a curated record. The coding region runs from base 241 to 2217 and encodes 658 amino acids. Gene Ontology annotation, molecular function: long-chain fatty acid-CoA ligase activity. The transcript is spliced from 19 exons. Lineage: Eukaryota; Viridiplantae; Streptophyta; Magnoliopsida; Caryophyllales; Amaranthaceae. Gene Ontology annotation, biological process: fatty acid metabolic process. Gene Ontology annotation, cellular component: membrane; endoplasmic reticulum.